AUGCGAAAGCAUAUCUCAUAUUUUCCCCAGAUCCUGCAGGCCUACUACAGAGGAUGUAUAGCAAAACACAUCACCUUCCAUUUUAAGGUAUGCUGUAUGAUCUUGACUGAAUUACAUAGGGAAUGAAACAUUCAAUAACUCACUCUAGCUGAGAGUGUGCAGCACCUGUCUCUUGAACAGUUACAUUAAUCAUGUAAUAUCAAGGUAUACGAGGAAAAAUCUUAACCACUCUCACCAGUGUCAUGCUGUGUGAGAAAAAAGGAAAGCAUAAAGGUCUGAGAAAAGGUAGAAAAGUCUGAAAAGGGGACACAAAGGUCCUCAGGAGCACUCAGGGGAAAUAGGCUAUUUGUCUGACACUUUAAUGAAUGAGUAUCAUUUUGAAAACCGCUGCACUGGAGGCACUAAGGCUGUGGCUUUUCAGAACAAUUUAACUACUUGGCCAUCAGUCCACGCAGUCUGCAGCUUUAGGUAUGAUUGUUGAAGAAGGCUUUAAGUCUUAAAAAGUACAUUUGUACAAAUGUCAGUGCCUAUAGACUGUUUUUUCUUUGAUUGUGUAGUUGAUUAGAUUUCUUAGCUCAACACUUUGAAAGGGUAGGCCAUGUGAUAUGAAAUGAUCUUUUAUAUUAACAUGGCUAUUGGUGUUAAUUGUGAGUGCCGACUAAGAUAUAACAUCGAUAUAAAAGUUGAACAUCAGUACAAGCCCUGUGAACAGACAUGAACACGUGUAGCUUGUAGCAGCCUAUCGCUGUCUUCUUCAAAUGAGGGCUUGAAGGCUAUUACACCCUCCUGCUGAUCAAAAGAGGGCUGAAAAUGUUGCUGCCAGACAAAAUGAUUUGUGGCAAAUCAAGCAAAAUAUAAAUGAAAAGAGAAUGAUACAAGCCUAUGUACGUCAGUUUUAAGAGGAUUUAAGAUGUAAGAGACUCUUAAAGACUAAAGAUGAGGUACAGAGUAGGGUUAUACUAGGUGGUAGAUACCGGCAAGAUUCAAUUACUUCUGUUUACAUUCAGGUAGUUGAGCAUCAUAGCAUUCCGUAUUUGCCAUUUUCAAAUACAGCAACCCCAGCUGUGACUGUGGUAAGAUUUAAGCCCAAUAUGUGACAGCCAUUUCAGGUCUACCUUCAUUUAAAUAUGAGUAAUUCAUCCAACUGAGGAAAUAAAGCUACAACUGGUGAGGGUGAUAACCUUUGAUUGUUCAGUUGAUUGUCGACUAAAUGCCCAAAUUCCUAGUUGCAUGACAAUGUUGUGUCAAUAAAGAUAAAAGAGUUUCAUCAAAAUCCCUCCUUGAAAAAUAAAAACGUGACAGAAAAAGGAAUGUGAAUAUUCACGCUCUUGUCUAAAUGUGUUCAGCUGUGUUGAAGGCAAAUAUUAAAAAGGUCAGGAAAGCAAAGCUGCAAAACUUCCAAAAUGGUUAUUCGGCUGCAUUCACUUUGUGUUUAAAAUUACAUCCCUUAUUGAAUCGAUUUGGCGAGUUCAUUGCAGCACACAUAGCAUGAUAGUAUCUUUUACUCUGACAUUGUAGUACUCCUUUCAGCUUUAUUUUCAGUCUCAUAAAAUUUCUUAAGAGAUUUUUCUGCUGAAUGCCAAUUCUGGAAAAGUUCCCCAGAAAGUCGUGCUGUCUCUUUGGUUUAUCAUGACUUUUCACUGAUGGCAGUAGCUCACUGAGUCUUGUUACAAAAAGCUCUAUUUGCUCUUUUAAAACAGCUUUGUGGUUGAAAUAACAUUGACAAGAAGAAAGUCAUGCAAGUGUAGAAGCUAAAUUAAUCUCAACUAAAUGGUUCUAAACACCAACACGUGGUUCAGACAGAGAGAGCGAAACAACAAGUGGGCUAAAAAACGGGAAGAGGAGUCUAAAAGGGGAAGAAAACAAAGAGACAAAGGUCAGCCGGAGCAUUGGGGGGAUAAGGCUUAAGAGACAGGGCCUGACAGGUGCAAUCAGAUGUGUCACACAGCGGCAGUAAAGUGGAUGUCAGUGUAGCCGUGGGGGGCCGCUAUGAGCACGUCACAGCCAAUCAGCAUGGCAGAAUAAGCGCUGGAGAGUGUUUGGGCAGCAGGGAGUGUUUGUGUCUCGCUGCAGUAAGCCCAUUACAGCUGUCGAGGCCGAGCAGUACUGGCAUGAUCAGGGCUGCAGGCACAGGUGGUUCUGACACAUUCUGAACAUGUGAGAGAAAGAGGAAGAGGAUGGGAUGUCGAUGGAACAUGCAAAUCAUGUUGCAAAUGCUGUCCGGACUAAUCAAGAAGUGGUCAGGUUUGCUGAUGGGAGCAGUUACUUUUUGACUCGUUUGCGACUUGUCCAGCAGAAUUUCUAACCACUUAACUCAUUCAUACGUGUCGUGUGAACAUGCAGAUGUUGUCGCAGAUAAAGCGUUAGUUAUGAGCAGUGGUUAGGUCGGUGGGGUCACACAUACAAUCCGCCUUUGUGUCAAAGAAACAGGCUUCCUCUGGGCCCCUCAGUUUUCAGAGGGGAGUUAAAGUCGGGGUGGAAGACAUGGAACUUAGUUUUAAAGAAUGGUGUGCUUUUCUGCUUAUUUAUCAGCUCCAUUAUAUCAAUUAAAUAGUUAAUUCAGGUAAAGAUCCUUCAGGGAGUUCUUCUUCUUUAACAGUAUGGCUAUAAAAAUGGUGUUUAUUGAGCCUGUGUAAGAAAAAAAACUCCUAAGAAAGUUUUCUUUGAAGGCUUUAAGGAAUCUGAUCUUUUUUCAUAGAUGUAAGAAAUUAUAUAAAUCGACAUGCAGAGGCUUUAACACUGCUCAGGAGACCUCAGACGCCACAGGCAAGUUAGCGUUCAGGCGCUUCAAUUUAGAGCAGUUUAGUUUCUUUUUGAUACGUUCAAAUAAUGACAGCUGAUGUUUGAGAGUUGACUGCUUACAUGUUUCAUAAAGAGAAACCCUUGAGAGAGGACUGAAAAGAAAACAUGGUGUGUUUGCAUAAAAAUGAGACGAUCGUGUGGAGAAGUUGAAUAACACUCGAAUGUAUCCAGACUGAAAGUUUCAAUGCUGUCACCGACUUCUGCUUUGUUACUCUGCAAUCAGUACUGUGACAACCAUCAUAAUAAGCGUAGUGAUAAUAAUAGUGAUUAUUGUGACUAUCAUGUGCAAGCCAGGGUUUGCACUCGUAGCAUGACAUAGAAAUCAUGCAGCAUUCUGCAUGUAAGCUGACUGUAAAGAGUCAGAGUAAAAACUAAUGCAUCCCACCUCAAAUUUUUGGAGACUGUCAGGAGCUUUGUGAAUAUUUGGAUUCAGCUUUCUGGAGCGAUGAGACAGAAUUGAAUCAUCAUCAGGGUUGAGAAGUCAGACAGAUUAAAAAACCUUAUCUCAGAUUGAAAGAACUGUGAGGAACUUUCUGUUUGCAUCCAACUUAGAGUGGACUGCAUGGGGGUGCCGUGUGUAGUGUUAUUGCCACUCAGUAAGGUUACUGGGUCAAAUCCCAGCUAGGGCCUUUUGUGUGGAGUUUGCAUGUUUUCCAUGUGCAUGCGGAGGUUCCCCCCAGAUCUUCCAAAACCCAAAAACAUGCUUGUUAGUGUAACACGUCACCUCAAACUGCCUGUAAGCUUUAGUAAUAUGAAACUCAAAUUGGGUAUAAUUGAUCAAAAAUGACUAAACAGUGGAUCACUGUGGUAAAUGAAGUCAAAUUGUUUUGCAGAGCAAGCAGCAGCAGUUGCUCUGUUACAGAUAGCCAAACGCAGUCUUAAUACAGCUUUAUCUAAACUGUGCUAUACUACAAGAUGCCAUCUGUGCGUGAGUUUUAUCACAGCAUCGUGGCAGUUACCAUUAAUAUAAGCUCAGCUCCUUUUCUGAAUAUUAUUUUCUCUACACAGUCUUGACCGAACAUGCAUAAGUCUGGUUUCCUGUUGUCUUAAAACAGUCAAGCAUAUCUCUGUGGCUUUUUCUUCCUGCUUAUCUCUGUGUCUGCUUCACACGAGUUUGCAGCGGUAACAGGUGUUUAAAAAAUCAUAUAGAAAUGAUCCUUCCUCUUGGAGAUCAUGUUUUGCUGUUAUGGCUCCUAUAGAAGCAUCACUGUCUGAAACUCCUCACAAGAACCAAAGAGAGCCAGAGUGGUCAUCGUUUUUUUUUCUCUGUUGGUAAAUAAUCAGAAACAACCUUUUUAUGCUGUAAGCCUACACACCUCCAUUGUAAAAAUAUUGAUCAAAGCUGCUUUAAUAUCACAUCCACACAAACACACAGGAGCUGGGUUUAAUGGCUGCUCUCCAGCUUGUGUCUCCUCUCCCGGUGUUGUGCGCUCAUUUACACCCCCUCAUGGAUUUACAAAGAAAAUGAUGGUGAAAACAGACGGGUGGAGGCCUCCUCUCCAGAUCUCAGUGACACUAAUCCAGAGUCAAAGCGGUGCACGUGUGGAGGGAGUGAGCUCACACUUUAAAAGGAGGGAGAGAGGGAGCCGGAGCUGAGGCCCUUAUCUCCCUGUCAUUUGUCCCUCCCCUCCCCUCCUCCCCUCUCCUCUCUCUCCCCUCUCUCCUCAUGAUUAACCAGACUCAUCGCCCUCUAUGGUCCGUCGUUUCCUGUUACUUAGUUACCAGUUGCCACGAUUUGCCUGGGCCGCUUGUGUUUCCAUGGCGACUGUGCCCAUUCUGUCGUCUCCUGGCUGCGCUGUCCCGAUGGCCUGUAGCCACCCUGGGCCCUGACCCACAGCACAGCCCAGCCCCCCAACCUCCGUCCCUCAUGGUCCCAUAAGGCUGUCAGUGUGUGUUCACGUCGCACUGCAGCCUCUCACCAUGCCAGACUGGUGUGUGUAAGUGUGUGUGUGUGUGUGUGUAUAACUUCUGGCUGGUUGUCGACGUCUGACUGAACAGACAAAGACAGAAAAAGAGAGAAAGAGAGAGAGUUCAUUUUUAAAAAGACACUAAAUAUUCAGUCAGCCUGCUCUCUGCCGGCUCUACAUCGCUCCAUCUCAACUCACAUCAAACACAACAUCAGUAUGAAGAGAACGAAACACUGUCAGUUUUUCUGAAAGAGGGAGGUCAUCCAAAUCAUCAAAAACAGCGAGAAACAGUCCAGUUAGAAAUUCCUGUAGGCUUCACAAGUUUCGUUUUUAAGAAUCCUCCAGUAAAGAUCAUCUAAAUCCUUCUGACAAAGUGUUCGAUUCUCCCAGGAUUGAUUAUGUUUGGCUGUUUAUCAAAUCAACACUGACUAAAAUUGAUUCAAUGGUCCUCUUGGUGUCAUAAUUUUCCAGUUAUUUCUAAUUAUCUAGUUUGUGUGGGCGUAAAUGUCAUGUUUUUGCACCUAGAAGAAGUAGUUGAAACAUUGAUAGUGGCUGAGAAGAGUCCUAAAAAAUCUGCAAAAAUUUGUAAAAUAAACGGAUAUCUCAAAAGUCGUUAUGAAAACUAACUUAGCAAUGAGUCUUGUUAAAGCUUUUGACACCUCUUGGCUGGAUAGGCUUUAUGAUAGAUGUGCUCGAUCUAAUCAGUUCAGGGUGAGCUUGGCUAUCAUGGCUUUAUUUAAAGCUCCCGUGAAGAACUUUCAGUUUGUGUCCAGUUUGGCGCCUCCUGUGGACAAAGUGGUCUUUGCUUAUCUCGUCCCAGAUAUGCCUCAGUAGAAUCUCCUGACAGUGAAAUCUCAUCUCUCAAACUCCUGACUGCCAUUUAUCAUGAGUAUUAAAAAUGACAAAUGUAAUAACAGGGCUGUUUCUUCAGUUGCUUGAUUGACACCUACCCUCUCAGACUGGUAUCAAGUGUUAAAAAUUACAAUAUAAAAAUCAUUGAUCUUGUUGCUGCUGGCAUUUUUUGCUUUUUUUAUGUCAUAAAAAGACACCAAAAUGAAUUUUAGUCAAUUUCUUAGACAUAUAAAAAACUUCUAACAGGAGCUUUAAACUUGUCAUUUAAAAUGAUGUUAAGCAACAAAAGAAAACGGAUUUAGAGAAUAUAGUACAUAAAAAGCCAAAUUAUAAAACAAUCCACUCAAACAGCUAAAGUUAUAGCUGUUCAAGGAUUUAAGAAUACCAAAAGAUAUGUAAGUGUUUACUAUAAAGUGGUUUUUAAAAGGCUGAAAGAGGAUGGCACAUUAAAGCUAAAAGCUAAUAUCCCAAAAUCAGUAUGAACUCAUUGAACUUGUAGGAAAAGAUAGGCAAAACAGAUGAAGCCGGUACAUGUGUUCAUGCCUGUUAGAGCACACAGUUUUUAAGAGUAUCACAUUAGAGGAGGGGGGGUUAAAGACUUACAUCUACCUACAUUUCCUGUCUGUCCCCAAUGUCCUGUCUUAUAAAGAGAAGAACGCCCUGUCAAAAGAAGAAAAGGUUUGACAUUUUAGGUAAUUUGAUGUUCACAGAAAAAUUAAAGUCACAAAGCUUUUGUAAAAUUGCAGAUCUGGCACUCAAACAUCACUUUUGGACCAAGCGAGUGUUGUCUGUAGCCUGAAGUGUACAGUUAAGGUUGAAUAGGGAUGAAUCUCACACAAGCAGCUCUGUAAAAACCCUGUUUGAGCGGUGAAUCAGAAAUUCUCAUUUACACUGUUGAAAAAUAAUUAUAUUCCAUCACAAUGGGUGUGAUUUUAUUUCGGUUAAUUGCAUUUUCCUCACUGUUGCUUUGUAUUUUUAUUCCGUAUUAGACUAAAAUUAUUGAAUUUUCAUACUUUGAUUGUUCAAGUUGUUUGUCAGUCGUCUGUGAGACAUUUCACCUGCAUGACAGAUGCUUCACACAUUUAUUUUGAAGGAUAUUUGCAAAAACACAUCCCGUUAAUUAAAAACUUAGCGUUGUUUACAGUGUAGACAAAAAAUUGCAAUGUAAUUGGGAUUAAGUCUUUUUAGUACUCAGAUGAAGGUUGAGUGGUGGUAAACGAGAUUGUGACAAACAUUAUUCCGUCUGUGUUCACCACAGUUUUAUUUUGUUUAGAGUAAUUACACUGUAAAUUCAGGGCUUUAGUGGACCGAGAUAACAAAGUCUUUCCUGGUGAGAGUAUUUCCACUUAAACCUAUAAUGAGGAAAAAAAAAACACAUUAAUUUAAGUCUUUAAACCUGCACUUUUAAACGAAACAGCUCUCCAGACCUGUUACGACCAAUGGUACAUUUUUUACAGGGUGUGAUUUGGUCAAAGUAACUAUAUUAAAUUUAAUUUUAACAUGAACAUAUAGUAUCAAAAGAGUAAAAUAUAAAACAAUUUUAAAAUAAAUUCUAAGAUUUACAUCUGAGACAAAAAAGCAUCCUUUGGCUAAUGUGUUGGUCUUGUGCAGGACAGGUCCAGUUCAGGAUGUCUGACACAAAGGAGGCGCAGUUUUCAUCUCCACCAUCAGGAGGCAGUAGUGAUCAAAUUGUCAGUCUCUCUGUAUUAUGCUGAGGGAUGCACACACCGGCAGAGCAGGGUAAACUUGUCAUUCUAACAGAGGCUGAUUCACCAUCACACCCCCUCACAGUGUGUCUGCCUCUCAUACUCGUCUUCAGUCUAACACUUACAGCUCUGUGUCACUGUCUGUCUCUCUGUUUACUGUCUGUGUGUCCCCUUAAGCUCUGCUGAGGUUGUUGCACCCUCCUCCAAGACAGAUUUUGUUUGUUUAUACUACAACUACACAAGAAUUCUCUUUACAGCAAGAUCAGCAGACAUCGUCUUUGUUAGCAGUGUAAACAGCCUCAGAGAAAAACUUUCAAUGUGGCUGCUGAGCGCUCGCUGAUACCAUCCGUGGUGUAUACAGUAUUAAGGCACAAUUUUGAGGCACUUGGCUUGAGCAUUACAAUGUUCCGCUGCAAACAAGACUUUAUUCCACUUUGUUUUUUUAAGUGUUUUGUAUUUUUUUUUUCUUCAGACUAGGAUGUAAAAAACAAAAUGAACUUUAAAGAAAGUUUUAGUUAAUUUCAAUUACAUGAGCCACUAACAACAGGAUGGAAAACGAGAUAAUGAAAUGCAAAUUAGAGGAAACUUGGCUUCAAAAUUGACACUACAGGGAAUGAAUGGUUGGCAGGGGGCAACAACGCUUAUGAAGUAUUUGCAAGACAUGCAAAAAAAGCUUUUUCACCCAGGAUAUGAUGAUAAAUACGCCACACUUUUGCUGUUUGCUCUGCUGUGCAAAAACUUAUUUAUUAUAAAUUUUAAAUUUGAUUUUAAAAAGUAUGCAGAAGCCCUGAAUAACAAUAUCAAGAUGAAACCUUUUAUCAUCAGUUGCACAAUUUUGAUUUAAGAGUCCACAUAUACAUUUUUUGUAUUGUAUCCAUACAAAUUAAAUGAAGCUUAGAGAAGUGUUUUUAGCUUGCUCAAGUUGAAGACAAAUAGUGUAGUUAGGGUAAAACUUUGGGAAACAACAGCAAAAAAAAGACAGAAUUAGCAAAGUGUCAUUUACCCAACUGGGAAAACCAAGAGGGUUCAUAUGAGACCAUCAGAUGCUCUGCUGUCUCUUGAUGAACACCAUGACCAUCAUUAUUUUUCAAUCAGCAUGAAUCAGAUUAAACAUUACAGUGCUGCCACCACUAUAUCAUAUACAACAAUGUGGAAAACUUUCAGUUGGAAGUGAAGUUUUUAAACUUUUUAUUUGUCAGGUAAACUAGCUCAUAGCGGACUUUUGUGUGUCCAAAACAAAAACACUUGCCUCCAGGAGGAAACCUCUGUGUUAAUUUGACACAUACAUGAACUGCAACCACAUCCUUUUGUUACCCCUCUUGUUCUUUGUCCUACCUCACCUGACUUCUUCCUGUGCUUAUCUCCUCUGUGCAACAGCUUUACUGCCUGGGCGUACAGCACAUCGCGGGUCAUUUAUCCAACAAUGAUAUAUAACAGGAUCCUUAAACACUCCACCCUGCUCUUGAUGACACUCAAUAACAAGCAUUUCAUUAGCUGAUAUUAGAUAAUUUUCUGAUCAGCUGACUUGACUCGGUGAGGAGAGAAAAAGAAGGGGACCUAGAGCAGAACCCUGAGGUACCCCAGUGAAGAGUCCAGACACACUGUAGACUCUCUCAUAGUUAUGCUGUGUGUGUGAGUCUUUGGGGAGGAUGAAAAACAUGAGACUGUCAGGAAAUCGGAGAGGAGAUAUUGGUGAUUUUCUCUGUCAAAAGCUGCUGAAAUGUCCACCAGGAUGAAAAUAGAGGAGAGGGAGGCCGCUCUGGGAGUGUGGAGUGCAGUAAAAUCAGUGGAGUGCCCCUCUGAGUGAAGGAUCUGAACACUUACUCCACCACUGGAUAACAUGCCCUCUAGAAAGUGUGGGAUGAAGACGACAGUGGGUGGACAUGGAGGACGCUAUGCUUUCCUGUUAAUCCAGAGGUUAGAGCGAUGCUAAUCAGAGUGUAAACGUGAAGGACUGACUGAUGUCGGGGAAGGGUUUUUAUUUUUGAAUGUUUGGUACUCAGUGAGGCAGCCCUUGCUGUGGCCCCCCAGGACAGGACUUGUCCACCUCGUGGUGAAGGGGAAGCACUCAGUUGGGGGUUGUGAGCAUAAUUACAGCAGUUUUGCCUCAUUAGGAGUGAGGAGGCGUGACCCUGCCUGCAGGUCUGACAGCUGAACCACACCACAGUGGUGCUGAGAGAUGAUCUUCACUCAGAGGGGGAAGGCCGAUCCAAGGCCUGAUCAUUUUACUUGUAUGUGCCGACUGGUUGAAAAUUGAUUUGGAUUUUUUUAAAUCCACUUAUGCAUUUAUAAAACAGUGUGAAGAUAUUCAGCCCUGCAUAAUUUAAGAUAAAGGUUUAAACAAGGCAUUACCCAAGUGUGUCCACAUGUUUAUGCCUUUCUCAAAACUGAUUUAGAUGUGAAAUUGUGACCAUUUUCUCCUCUAAAAUAUUUAGGCAAAGAUGUCUUUCCCCUGCAGCCUUUAAACUUCUUAAAUUGUGUUUUUAAAAAAUAAAACAGGACCGGACUUUGGCCUCUUAAAGUUUCUCAAAUGACAAAUCCAAAAGAAACAUCACUAAAGCAACAAUCUGAACCAUUUGGAUACAGGGUUAACAUCACCAAAGUUUGAGCGCUUUACAUGAUUUUUUUUCUUACCAUGUUUAACACAGAAGGCCUUAAAUUGAUUGGAUACUCUUGUCACAACUUUGCCUCAAAAUAGGAAUAAGUUAGGGAGAGCUUAAUUGAAACAGUUCAUAACAAAAAAACACUUCAAAUUAUAGCAUUGAAAAAUAAGACCAAGUCAGAGUCAAAACAACCCAGGCUCUGCUUUCCAUUUGUGCGAGGGAAAGUGAUCUACCUAUUUUGCUGGUGACCCAAAUACCGUUUAAUUGUGUCCCAGUUAUCUAAAGUGUGUUAUCAUUAAGUUUAUUAGGAUACACAAUUAAAAGUCGCUUCAUUGUCAGUCAGAAGCUUCUUAGCUGUCACUUUCACUUGCUGUCCCAAUGCCCCAUAUUGUCACUUCUUUAAUAAUUUGUUGGACAGUUAAAUCUGUGAGGUUUGGUUAGGAAGGACGAACUUAGGACAGUAUUUUCUUGGAAAUUAAGACGGGCCUUUUGGAGAACAAGUAAGCCAUCAAAAAUCAAUUCAGUAGAGUAGACAGUACACGGACAGUCACAUGCAUUUUUUUCCAAAAUCCAAAUUUGUAUCCACGACUAAACCUUUCAAAAUAAGAGUAACUUUAAGGAUGUUUCCACCCUUGACAAAUGAUUGUGUGGGAUCCUACUGCUCACCCAGCAUGCAGGCCAGUCCUAAGAGAAGACAAUGCCAGACCAAAUGAUGAAAUAAAAUGAAAUAGCUUACAGAGGCCUCAGUCUUUCACCACAAAACAAACAAAAUAAAAAAUAAACACAUAUGAAGUCAGUUUUUUUUGACUGUUUAAGAUUUUCAUCCGUCACUCAGGGUGGGGCUCAUCUUCUUCUUUUCUUCUCCUCUUUUUUUUUCUUUUUGUCCAGCGUGCUGCUCGUUGUCUGAGUCAGGAUGGAGAGAUGAGGACGGGGCAUCCCACUCACCCUCUGCACGGCCGGAGACACUGCUGCGCUGCUGUCAUGGCAACAGCAGCAGUCACCACCGCCAGCAUGGGCCUAUAA
This is a messenger RNA of Xyrichtys novacula (pearly razorfish), 10893 nucleotides long. The record is from the annotation of a GenBank genome assembly. NCBI's taxonomy places the organism in Eukaryota, Metazoa, Chordata, Actinopteri, Labriformes, Labridae.